AUGGCGAAGGGAGGCGGCGAGAACAGCAAGAAGGCACAAGGCCAGGCCAGAAAGGCUGAAGCGGCGCAAAGCAAGAAAGAUGCUGAGAACGCAAAGAAGGCAGCUGAAGAGGCCAAGAAGUGGGACAAAGGCGCAAAGGACAACAGCAAAGCAGACGCUGCAGCAGCGAAAGCAGCAGAAGCCGCUCGAAAGAAGGCAGAGAAAGAUGCACUCUUGAAGGAGGAAGAAGCCUCGCUCCCUAGCAAAGGCGGAAAAGGCAAAGCCGCACCAGCGAAGAAAUCCAGAGGCCUCGAUCUCUCGGGCCUCGAUGCACCAUCUUCUAAGAAAGAGCUCGCACUCAAUGCGACUGGUAUCGAUAACGCUCUUGACGCGUUCUCCCUCGUAACCGACAACAAGGAUAAGAUCGAUCGUCAUCCAGAGCGGAGAUUCAAGGCUGCAUAUGCGGCGUAUGAGGAAAGAAGGCUGGACGAGAUGAAGGAUGAGAAGGGUCUCAGGCGGCAGCAGAAAAUUGAUCAGAUCCGCAAAGAGUUUGAGAAGCAUCCGGACAAUCCGUUCAACCAGGUUGCUGGGACGUAUAACAUGUCGAAGGAGGAGAUGAAUGAGCUGAGAGAUGGCGAGAAGGCUAAGAAGGAGGCUAUGCUUACUGGGCAAUGAGCAUGGACGUUGAUGUCGGAUUUUGUGUUGCAGCGAGCACGGCGUCUUCAUGAAUGGCGCGAAGCUUUCGCACAGGAAUCGAGCGAUAGUGCUACGGACAUGCAAUUCGUCAUGCUUGCGAUGAGAUCAGGUCACUUUCUCACCAGGCACGCUCGUCACGAACGAGGGUACGUACGACUGAAUGGAAUGGAAAGGGCACGGCCGACCUCGGAGAAACUUCUGCGAAAGUCGACAGGCGUUCAGCGGCAAUUCCAAGGUCGAUCUUCGUCUCAUUCACCCGAAAGACUCUUCCACGAGAGAAUCAUCCGCACCAGGCUCAGCAGUUCCCAAUCUCAACCCCUC
This is a messenger RNA of Pseudocercospora fijiensis CIRAD86, 996 nucleotides long. RefSeq lists its product as uncharacterized. NCBI's taxonomy places the organism in Eukaryota, Fungi, Ascomycota, Dothideomycetes, Mycosphaerellales, Mycosphaerellaceae. Gene Ontology annotation, molecular function: transcription coactivator activity. The coding region runs from base 1 to 654 and encodes 217 amino acids. Gene Ontology annotation, biological process: transcription by RNA polymerase II. The transcript has 2 exons. Gene Ontology annotation, cellular component: nucleus. The record is from RefSeq and is a predicted model, not a curated record.